AUGAAGGCUAAUGUUAUCGGUCUUACUCUUAAACCAUUAUCCCAAACACGAUGGGAAAGUCGUAUUGAAAGUGUGAAACCAUUGCUACGACAAACAGAAGAAGUUAGAAAUGCUUUACUUGAGUUGGCACACAACGAUGAAGAUGGAACAAUAACUAGUGAAGCUGAAGACAUGCAUAUGGAUGAGGCUUUGCGGCAGUUGAAAGGACUCAUCAUUCUUGUUGAAGAUUAUAGAGAAACAGGUUUUGAGAAAGCCAAAAAAGAAGCUCAACUUAUUGCCACCAAAUUGGGUGUUCAACCCGUAUUUCGAACGAGACGGGUAAUUAAAAGAAAAAGGCAAUUUGAUGAGAAUGAGAAUGAAUACACACCCCAGUCAGCAGAAGAAACCUUUAGAGUAGAAUUUUUCAUGUUUGUUGUGGAUCAAGCUCUUACUUCAUUGAGACAGAGAUUUGAAGAUUUUCAAAAGUUUCAAGGACAAUUUGGAUUUUUGUUAGAUUUAAAGAAGUGGAAAUUGAUAGAAGAUGAAUGUCUGAAGGCUUCUUGUGUUAAGCUUCAAUGUUUUUUAAAAAACGAUAUGGAAUCUGAUACUGAUGGGGAAGAUUUAUUUAAUGAACUAAGAGUGCUGAGAGAAAUUCUACCGAAAGAAGCAGAAACGGCAAUUGGAGUGUUGAAUUACUUGAAAGCGACGAAUGAGAGUUUUCCGAAUGCAUGGGUUGCUUAUAGGAUACUAUUGACUAUACCAGUCACAGUUGCCUCUGCAGAAAGAAGUUUCUCAAAAUUGAAGUUAACCAAGUCUUACCUCCGAUCAACCAUUAAUCAAAGAUUUGACAGAAAAACUUAA
Molecule: messenger RNA, 840 nt
Organism: Erythranthe guttata (spotted monkey flower)
Lineage: Eukaryota; Viridiplantae; Streptophyta; Magnoliopsida; Lamiales; Phrymaceae
Molecular function (GO): protein dimerization activity
Source: RefSeq, a predicted model, not a curated record